Messenger RNA from Blepharisma stoltei, 8863 nucleotides. The record is from the annotation of a GenBank genome assembly. NCBI's taxonomy places the organism in Eukaryota, Ciliophora, Heterotrichea, Heterotrichida, Blepharismidae.
AUGGACAAAGAUAUCAACUCAACCCGCUUUUUACACUACGGUUCCCUCAUAAACCUCAAAACUCUUGACAACUACUACAUCUACUCUCAAGGCUUCAUCGAAACCACACCCUUUCUGCAGCCUUUUACCGAAAUUGAGUCAAAUUUCAUCGGAGCAGUUUUUCGUAUAAUUCCACAGUGUCAGUAUUCUACCCAAAAAGAAAUCCUUCGUUAUAUUUCAGACGCAAAUGGGAUAGUCCAAGCAGAAAAGCUGGAAAGGCUUGAAGACAGCUUGGACGGAGAAAUCAAGACAAAUACCCACACUUAUAACACUUUUAAAGGGGAAGCUAUCAAAUAUGGGUCUUUAGUUCAGCUGGAACACAUUCAUUCCCAUCGGUUCUUGGCAUUGCAAAGCAAGACGUCAGCAGAAUCCGAAAAGGAAAAUUUUAGGCUGACUUUGGAAGAUUUUGGUAGUGAGUAUUCCCAUUUCAGGAUUGAGCCGAGUUAUAAGUAUCAGAAAGAAGGCAGUGGGCUAGUAAGGCUUAAAGAUAAAGUACUAUUUGAGCUUAUGGUACCAGAACUGAACCGUGCAGCUUAUUUGCAUGCGAGCAAAGGACCUUUAAUAAUCCCUCCAAUGAGCAGACUUUCUAUUGAUUUUUCUGUAUCUCAGCUUGUAGUCCAAGAAGUCAAUGCCUCCUUAGACCAAAAAACCAAAUGGGCCAUUGACUUAUACGCCCCAGUCGAAAAAAAAGGCGCACAUUUGCUUGCAUGUGGGAAUUAUGUAUGGCUUUCUAGGACAGAAGAAGGUGUCUGUUUAUCAAUGUUCCAUAAAGAAGAUAUCAACCCUAAAGUAAUUUACAGUGACAAUUUAAAUGAUACUAAUGGACUUUGGAUGAUAGAAGGAGAAGAUCUACAUGUAGGAGGACUUGUGAAGAUUGGAAAUAAAUAUAGAUUGAAACAUAUGUCUACUGGAAAAUAUUUAGUUUUAAAAACAGUCACCAAAAUUGUAGGCGAAAUUAAUCAUAAAGUUAUGCUGAAGCCUAUUACUCACCCGAAUUCCUUAUGGAUGUUUAUUCCGCUUGAAAGCAAAAGCGGGGUUUAUUUUUUGAAUUCAGAGCAGCACUGCAAAAUUGUCAAUGCAACCAUCAGUGGGGCGACUAUUACAGGAAAAGUGAUAACGGCCAAUAAUGUGACCUCGUUUUCACCUGUGGUGGAAUUUUUUUCUGAUGAUUUGACUUAUUUUAAAGUCUCUAGGGCAAAUGGAGAAGUUGCCUGGGAAACUUUGUUUCUACUAAACUGUAAGCCAAUAUUACAAAGUUUCCCUGAAUUUAUGGCAAAAAAUGCAGAUGUGCUGAGCAGAGGUCCAAAAGCUAUGAGGGAAUAUGAAAAGUAUUUGAAAUUAAUUGAAAAAUGUUUAGACGAUCUUGAACUGUUUUGUAAAAACAAGCUAAAAAGUAUGGUGGGGCUAGACAAUCAAUACGGCCAAGUGCAAAGAGCAAGGCAAAGAAUUCUCCGUGAGCAGCGAUUUUUCGAGGAUUUAACAGAAAUUUUAAAAAAUGUUUUUAUUUCCUAUGAAGAAAUAGAACGCGUAAAAAUGAUAAAUACAGCAGAAAAAUCCUAUGGGGAAGAAGUUGAAGAAGCUAAAAACGAUUUUAAAUCAAUUGAAAUGAUAAAAAUUACCCUACAGAAGUCCAUUACUGAAAAAGCUUAUUCUGUGAUUUCAGCUAUUUGCCACAAAAAUAUGGAAAAUCAAAUUUACGCCUGCGAUUUUUUUAAAAUUUUUGUAAAACACGUUGGGCUAAAUCUAGGAGCUACAAAAUGUAUGCAUGAAAUAGUAAAAGAUAAUGAAAAAAUAUUAUUAGAGCUCCAUGACACUUUUACAACCUCUGAGUCAAAAAACCUUAUCCAGCAUUUUGCGUGGCUUUUAAAGCAGAAUUAUAGAACCAAAAAGCCAGAAAUUUUGGAAUUUUUAAAAACUAUUUGUGUCCAUAAAGGAGAUGGAGUCACGGUUAAUCAGGAAAAAGUGUUUGAAAGUAUUUUUACAAGCCCUAAAAUAUAUAAAAAAGUGUUAAUUCCUGUAUCUGAAUGUGAAGGAAACCUUUAUAUUUCUCUAGGAGAGACUAGAAGUGACUUGAUUUCUUUAGAUAGCUGCUUUAGAGACGGGAAAAUUAUUAACCAUUCAGCAGAAAUAAUUUAUUUUACCAAACUUUUAGAGCUGUUUGGCUGCUUAUGUAUUGGCAGGAAUUUUCUAUGCACAGAGUCUUUAAAAGACCAUUUUUCUUCAGAAGUCUUGCAGAAUAUGAUAUGGAAUGUUGAUAUCAGCAAAAAAGUUAGGGCAGCUUUCUGUAGACUUAUUUUGACAAUACAUGUUGAUGCUUUCCCAAGGGAAGAAAUAAAACGGCCUGAGCUGAUUAAAGUUUUGAGAUUGAGAGGAAGGCAUGCGUGGGAGGAUAAAGCAGAUACCCGAUUUUGUGAAGAAAACAUUGAUUUUGUGAAAAGUUUUGAGCCAAUCACAGAUCAAGAGAAAAAAAAUAUUUUUUUGGUUUUGUGAAUUUUCAAAGAGAAUUUUGGCCUUGAUAAACAUUUCUUUGAACAUUAUUAAUUCAAAAUUUUUCUCGUCAAAAAAAACCUAAAAAAAUAAUUUUGCUAGUAAAUAUAUCAAGGGAAAAAUAUAUUUACCAAAAUAGUUCAAGAAAAUGUUUAAUUUUACUAAAGACCUGUAACAUUAUUUUUGAUAAGGUAAAAAAGCCAAGAAAUUUUUUCCAAAGGUUUUCAUCAAGCUCUAUUUCUCCGCUAACUGAAGAAAGCAUCAAUAAAAUAAAAGAUGAAGAUAGGUGGAUUCAUAUUUUGAGCAUGAAUUUAUUGAAAUUUUUCAAUUAUCAGUAUCUGAGACCUCAAUAUGAUGUGCUUACAUUAGAAAUGUUAAAACUUAGUGACAAAAUGUUUAGGUUUGAUAUUUAUGGAGCAGUCUGCACAAAUUUAGAGAAUGGGACUAUUCUUAGUGACCCAGAAAAUCCGUAUUUUAAUGAGAAAAAGAUGGAUAUGAUUAAGUUCCUGUCCUCUAUAAAUCACAUCUAUUUUUACAAUGCACAAAGCAGCUCAAACACCAAAAGCAAAUCCCUUUCCAAAAAAAAAUCAAGAUUACUUGCAGAUAAGCAGAAGAAAAAACUUUCAAAAAAUUCUUUUUUAUCAGCGCUCCUUAAUGAUCCAGCCAGCUUAUCAGACCCAAUUAUCCGAGGUGCUUUAAAUUUAAGAAAUUUCUUGCAGGCUUUGCAACAGAAUUAUGUAAUCCUUGAAAAAACUGACUAUGAGAACAAAAUAAAAAUAAAAAUCUGCAAAAUAAUGCAUUAUUACAUGGACUGACGUCAAGACUUUUUAGUUUUCAAUAUUUCAAGCUGGUUUAAUAAACAAUCCGAAAUUAAAUCAGAAAAUUUAUCAAAAAAGCUGAAAAAGCUUCUCCCAAAUGUUAUGAAAAUUGCUGACUUAAAUAACAGCCCUACUUUGCAGAGCCAUUUAAGUCAGAUAUAUUCACAUGGAUUUGAGAAUUACUAUAAGCCUGAAAUUUCUGAUUUAAAUUGCAUUUCUAGUACUCCAAUAAUAGGGAGUUUGCUUAAAACUUUUGUCUGUUCUAAUCAUUAUAAGCUUCAAGCUCACACGUUAAAUCUUAUAAUCAGAUGUUUUAAGCAGCGUGAAGAGUUUUUAAUAUCAGUAAAAAGGCUAUGUGCUAUCAGCUCUCGAGAAGACAUGAAUUUAUUGAGGUGGCUGCGAGGAAAUAUCAAUAAAUUCAGACAAAACAGUGAACAAAGCGAGCUGUGGCUGAAUUAUUGGAAAAGAAAUGAUUCUACAAGGAUAAAAUACCUAAGGAAGUUUGAAGAAGUAAUGAAAUUUUUGACGGAGCUUUGUGAUUUAUUUUAUGAAGAUAGCAUUAUUGGAGGAGACCAAAUAACCUUACCCCCCCCCCCCUCCGUGAGCGAACAAAACCAUUAGAAAAAUCGCCAUUUUUUGACCAAAAACCCACCCUCCGUGAGUGAACAAAAAUUUUUUUAAUAGAAAAAAUUUUAAUGGAAAAAAAAUUUUGAUAUAUAAGUGAUAAUUAGUAUAAUGAAAUCUAGAGCUAAUUCUGUUUAAUUUUAAACAAAUUGCGUUUUAAAACAUAAAUUUUGCAAAUUAAAUUAAUAUUUGCUUCCCAAUUUUUGCAAAUUAGGAUUUUUUUAAAUUUCGAAAAAAAUAUUUUUUAUAUAUAAAUUUUUUUUAAAAAAAAAAAAAAUUAACCCCCCUCCGUGAGCGAACAAAAUUUUUUUGUUCGCUCACGGAGGGGGGGGGGGGGGAGUUAGGAAAAAAAGAGACGAUUUCAAAGUCAAGACAAGAUAUAAUGUAUUAUUUAGGCGUCCAUGAGCUUAUUAUCACUCUAUUAAAAGAUGGCAUGCACACACUAGUAAGUUUAUAUGACUCCGCUGACGAAAACCUAAAUGAGCCCAGAAAUAAAAUUGGCGGCUUAUACACCCAAUGCCACAAAAUUCUCCGAAGAUUUGUAUAUGGACACUCCAAAAAUCAAAAAAGGCUACACAAGCAUUUGCAUGUAUUUUUGCAGUACUUGCGAAUUAAUGUUGAACAAAUCCCUUUAAUUUGUGAAAUUUUCAGAGAUAAUCCUGAAUUAAUCCUAAAAAUAACCAAGGAUAUCAUUAGAAAAUUCAAAAAAUUGAUAUACAGAGAAGGGAGACAGCCUGAAUUUCUUGAAUUUUUUGAGACUAUCCAAAUCGCUAAAGGAAAGCCAGUGCCACAAAUGCAGAGAAUCAUUAUUAGGCUAUUUGUGAAAGAAGAAUUUAACAGAUAUCUACUAUAUAUGGAUGACGAACCAGAGCCGAAUUUUAGCUUUGAGCCUGAAGAAAACGAAAAAUCGUCAUGGACUUAUAGAGACAUGCCUUUUGCCUACCACGCCAAACUGUUCAAAGUGCUAUCUAAAUGUGGGCUUGGGGUCAGUGGGAUGUAUAUGAACGAAGCCAGGAUCCAAAAAAUGGUCAAACUGCCUAAAGUUUUCAAUCUUUUAAUCCAAGCUGAAGACAAAACUAGUCCUUAUCAUAUAUUGAAAAUCCCUAUCCUAGAGCUUUUUUUUAAUAUUUAUCUUGACUGUGAAAAAAUCGUUGACGAUCUAAAGGAGUCAAAAGAUUUUAUUGCUUAUAUUAAUAGACAGUCUGAAGCUAUAGACCUUAUAGACGUUUUUGAUAAAGAUUAUGUACAGUUUUUAUUAAUCUGGCUCAAAAUAUUGAAUAAAUAUAGCUUAUCAUAUAUAAACAACCGAGAAAUUUAUUCAGAUAAAGACGAUUUUAUUGCAGUCGAGUCUUUUGCAAAAGCACUGUGUGAGCACCGCCAUCAUUUUUCUGAAAGAAAAAUGCCAGAAAAGCUGCUGGAAGCUGUAAUGUCAUUAUGCAGCCAAUUUAAGGUAGAAUUUAUGCCUAUCGCAUAUGAAGAAGCUGACAUUCUUAUAUCAGAUGAAAUAGAAAACGUAAAGGAAAAUGAGUCAGAAAGGGUAGCAAGAUAUAAAACUCAUUAUCAAUUAAGUAGCAUCUCAACUGAGCAGUCAAAGCAUUGGGAUACCGUUAAAGAAGAAUUUAUAUAUAAUGAAGAAUUCAAAGAACCCCUGCUGCUUGAGCAAAAAGCACUGAGAGCAGCCUUAAUGUAUGCUCAUGAGCUAGAUCCUGACUUAACGUUUGACUCAAUUGCACAAACACUUGUGAAUUUUGUUAGAAAUAGCCGGUCUCAGCAGACUUCUGUAGAAGUAAUUGUGGAAGCUAUCAAACUGCUAGGGUCGCUAAUAGAAAACCCUAUUUGUGGAGAAUAUGAUGAUCCUGACCUUAUUAAAGAAAAUAUCCAAAAUAAACUUAAUGGUUUUGGAGCUGGCAGAAUGGCACUUACCUUGAUGUCUGAGUCUGAAAUAAACCCUGAAAUGUUUAUUGCACUAUUAGACUUUUCGAUACAGCUAUUAGAAGGUGGAAACCCCAACGUUCAAAAAGAAUUUUACCAGUUUUUCGUAAGAGUCCCCAAUUCUGAGUCAUUUUUCCAAAGAAUCCACAAGCUGUUUUUAGAGUGUCUAGAAGAAAUUGGGCAUGGGAUUGGCCUCGAUAUAACGAGAAAGCCCAUUUUUAAGUCAGAAAAGCCAAAAAUGGGGCAGAUUUUAAGACUUCUGCAGCUGCUAUGUGAAAACCAUAAUGACCAGCUGCAGAACUAUAUAAGGUUCCAAGACCAAUCUAGAAACAGUUUUGAUAUGAUAGAAGAUACAGUUUUUUUAUUAGAAAUUCUAGUUAAAAAAAUGUUUUUCAAGUAUUUUCAUGUGACUUCACAAUGUCUAGACGCGCUGACUGAGUUUAUACAAGGUCCUUGCAAGCAAAACCAAGAGAGGAUUAUUGAUAGUAAAUUUUUGGAGCUGGCAGCGUGUAUUUUGUCGUUGGACGAAAACAGCCAAAGUAUACAGCCAUAUGAGAGCUUUAAGGAUGAAGGCUCAAUUUCUAAGAUGGAGUCAUUGAGGUCUCAAGAGUCAACUGAGGAUUAUGAGCUUUGUAGGGGGUGGAUGAUUGCACAUUUAAAGUAUAAAUGUAUGAUUACUAUUUUAAGCUUGCUUGAAGGCAGAGAAGACAAUUAUGUGAUGAGCAGGCUUAUAAGAGCAUUUAAUAUAGAAAUUUUUAAGGAAAACCUUAUGAGUAUUUAUGCAAAUUAUAUUCGCUUAUAUAAAGGGCAGCUCUAUGACUAUGCAAUUUUCAACCAUCACAUGAAAAAUGAGGAAUAUCAGUUUGGGGUGGUUAACGCCCAAGACACAAAUCCUGAAUAUUUUAGAGUAAUUAUUGAGACUGGAUUUAUGAUUUACCAUUUAAUGAAAUAUUUCCAAGACAACGAUGACCCUGAAAACCAAGAAAUCAUUGACGAGGAACUACCUAAAAAUGAUGAGGUUGAAGAAAGUGACCAAUUUAUUGGUGCAAAACUUAUAGGAGGUCUCGGCAAAUUUGGGAUGGCCCUAGUAAAAGACGCAGUUUUUGGGGUCGCAAAGCUUGCUCAAUUCAAUGAUAAAUCAGUGGAAAUUGACAAAGAGACGUUAUUAGAGGACGCUUAUGACUUUUUUGACACACAUACAGGAAACGUUGAAGUCGUUUUUAAUGGGAAAAUCAGAAAAGUUUAUUUUUCAUUCCCUCCUGACUUCUCAGGGCUUAGCAAUGAAAUCAAAGAAACCUUUUCAAGAGAUGCUGACCGCACCUCAGACCAAACCAAGCUCCGUUACUUACUUCCCUCUGUGAACGAACAAAAAAAUUUUGUUUCAUCAAGGAGGGUGUUAAUUUUUUUUAAAAUCUAAUUUUAUAGUGAUUUUUUUUUUCUAAAAUAAAAAUCCCAAUUCGCAAACAUUGAAAAGCAAAAAAAAAUAUAUAAUUUAUUUUAAUAUCCAACAUGUUUAAAAUUUAGCAGUAUUAGCUAGAGAUUUCAUUAUACUACUUAUACUAUAUUUCAGAAUAUUUUUUCAUAAAAGAUUUUUAUAUUAAAGCAUUAUUUGCUUAUUUAUGGAGAAUAAUAUGGAUUUUUCCAAUGAUUUUUCUCGUUUACGGAGUGGGAAGUUAGCCAUAAAAGCCCCCGAAAUUGCUGAACAAAUGAGCCAUGAAUACAAAAUACAAAAAUUUUUUACAAAAUACCCACUUGUCAACAGCCUAGCUUCCAAUGUCUGGCUUUGGCGAUAUUUUGCCUUUAUUCUUACAAUUUUGCUGAAUUUUUUUAUUAUCGUUUCAUAUUCUUACUAUGGCACCCACAAUUUAUUCCACCCAUCCCUUUUCUAUGAUACUGAUGGCAGCUUAAAUUCAGAAAAAACAUUAAGGCUUAUACAGACUGUUGGUCUUAUACAGGUCGUGAUCUGCUGCUUGAUUGUGCUGUUUUUCUUGUUGAAAAGUGGACUUAUUUUGGCUAUAAAAGGGUGAAAAAGUAAAAGCUUGACCAAUGAGUUCUGAAAAUCUAACCCAUCAAAGCUUAAAAUAAUCAUUGGGAGGUCUAAGCAGGUUAUUAGUACCAUAAUAUGGAUAGCAUCUGAUGUAAAUGUGUAUUAUUAUUUUGGGUAUUUAUUAGUAGCUUGCUUAGGGACUUUUCACCACCCUUUUUGGUUUUCUUUGUUAUUAAUGGACAUGCUUUAUCAGUUCCCCUCACUCCAAAACGUGAUUAAGUCUAUUACGAUGCCAAGAAAAGCGCUGAUUGUUACUUUUGUAUUUAUGAUCGUCAUUGUCUAUAUUUUUGGCUUGAUCGGGUAUUGGAAAUUUUCUAAUUGGUUCAAUGAUAACUGCCCAAGCUUGUAUUAUUGUACAGUAAACGUCUGGGAUAAAGGCUUCAAAGCUAAUGGUGGAAUAGGAGGCUAUCUAGGUCAACCAACUGAUGGUACUCUUGACUGAGCUAGACUGGCCUACGACAACUUAUACAACAUAAUUAUCAUGAUUAUUAUGCUAAAUAUCGUCCAAGGUAUCAUUAUUGAUACCUUUGCAGUCUUAAGAGAAGCCCAUGAACGAGACACUGAAGAUAAGAACAAUAAAUGCUUUAUAUGUGGUAUGGAAAGAGAUCUAAUAGAAAGAGUUACCAAUAAACCAUUCAGGUAUCAUACAUUAUAUGAACAUAAUGAGUGAAAUUAUAUUUUAUAUAUGGCUUAUAUACAGACUAAAGCAGAAACAGAAUAUACUGGCCUUGAAAGUUAUGUCAGGGAACAAAUUGAUAAAAAAGAUUUUAUGUGGAUCCCACAGCAUCAGGCUUUGUCGGUAAAAGAAGAAGAGGAUUCUGAUGAAAAAGUGCUGGUGGAUAACAUAGAAAAAGUAGAAAGCAAGCUGGUGGUGAUUGAAGAUGAGCUGAAAGAGAUAAAAAGAAAUUUAGAAUAA